This is a messenger RNA of Anopheles maculipalpis, 1207 nucleotides long. It is a transcript of the gene mRpS29, whose product is annotated as 28S ribosomal protein S29, mitochondrial. The record is from RefSeq and is a predicted model, not a curated record. Gene Ontology annotation, cellular component: mitochondrial small ribosomal subunit; mitochondrial ribosome. The transcript has a single exon. Bases 1 to 1197 code for a protein of 398 amino acids. Gene Ontology annotation, molecular function: structural constituent of ribosome. Gene Ontology annotation, biological process: apoptotic process. Lineage: Eukaryota; Metazoa; Arthropoda; Insecta; Diptera; Culicidae.
AUGAUACGAAAUAUAUUGCCACCAGCCCGGCUGUGCUACUCAACAAUCACGGCAAACGCUACCGCUACACUCAGCAACAAGCUGCAACCGAAACUGGACGAAUUUCGUACCACCGAGCAAAGCGUGGCAAACCACAGCCGUACAACGAUUGGCCGGUUUUACACCAUCCCGGUGGAUGUGCGGAAAAAGGUCUUCGGUCACGGUGGGCUGCCGAAAAGCUUCGAAAAGCAGGUCAAAACAUUUAACGAAUGCUCGUUAAUGGUGCGCCAGCCGGCAGUGGAGAUCAUUGAGUACAUUAAGCGGACCGACUUUAACCGGCCUGUAAAUCGGUUCGUACUCUACGGCGAGGACGGUGCCGGCAAAUCGCUCGCCUUAGCCCAUCUGCUGCAUUACGGAUAUCAACAGCAGUACGUACUGAUACACGUGCCCUGGGUACCGAACUGGAUGAAGCGCGCGAAAGAGAUAGCCAAUUCAACCACCAAGGAAGGUUCGAUCGAUUUACCGCUGGACGGUGCGGCCUGGUUGGUGCACUUCAAAAGCCAGAAUGGCCCUCUGCUGAAGGAGCUCGGGCUUACCGUAAGCCGCGAUUACGUGUGGACAAAGCGUGAAAUCACACCCACCGGUGCACCGCUGCUGGAUCUCGUCGAGCACGGCAUUAAUCGGGCGAAAUUCGCCUGCGACGCUAUCGCUGCCCUGCUGCACGAGCUAAAGCAACACUCGUCUGCCGGGCGCGCCCGCACGAUGGUGCUUAUCGAUGGGUUUAAUGCAUUCUUUCAGCCGCACACCCGGCUGCUGACCGAGAGCAAGGCACGCGUGAAGCCGGACCAAAUCACGCUAACGGACCCAUUCCUUAGCAUCACGCGCAACGACUGGCGUAAUGGUGUGUGCGUGCUAACUAUCGAUCAAAUGGUGGCCGAGUUUAAGGAUAAAUCGAAGCCGCACCACAACGCAUCGGAUGCAGUGGACGCAUCUCAACCACCCGUAUCUGUGAUCGAUUCGCGCGAGUGUUUCGAGCAUCUGGACCCGUUUGUACCGGUGCACGUGGUCGGGUACGAUGAGGCGGAAUAUUACAGCUGCAUCCAGUACUAUCUCGACCGCAAAUGGAUACAAACGACCGAGGCCGGCUUCGACGAUGAGCUGAAAAUGUUAAGCUGCCAGAAUCCGUACCAGCUGAUGCAGCUAUGUGCAUCGUUGUAGGGUGGGUAAU